AUGAAUGAAGAAAAAGAAGAGCCUAUCUUAGUUGCUCCAAAUCUUAUAAAAGAAGAAUCAAUGUCAUCAAUACCAAUGGAUACACAUGAUGGUGAAACGACUUCAAAUAAUGUUGAUUCAACAUUAGAUGAAAAAGAAAAAAAUCGUCUUAAUUAUGAUCAACGUCGUAUUAGUUUAUUAAAUAAUCCAAUGUAUGGUGUUAUAUUAUGUUUUUUGGAUAAAUUCCGUACACAUAUUGAUUUACAAGAUUAUCCGUUACAUUUACUUGAAGAAAAUCUUCUAAGUGAUCAAGAAAAUAUUAGUGGUCGUUUAAUUGAUUUUCAUAUAACUUUAUUAAAACGAAUAUCAUUAGGAAAAGGUGCCCAUCGAGAUAAAUUUGUUCCAAUUAUUACUAAAUUUGCAUAUCGUUUUGAUUAUGAUGAUGGAGAACAUUUAAAAACUAAUGGUUAUUCACAAGCAGAAAUUGAUAUUAAACUCCGUAUUUUAAAAAAUUUAUUAGAAACACAAUUUGAUCAUAAUCAAACAUUUAAAACAGCUUUACUCGAAAAACAAUCAUUCGAAGUUCGUUCACAACCGUUCGGUCGUGAUCGUUCUGGUGCAUCAUAUUGGUUGUUUAUGGACAGCGAAUGUUUUAUACGUUUAUUUCGAGAAAAUACAGAUGAUGAACGAGCAUGGACAAAUAUUGCAAAAGACAAAGAUGAAUUAGAAAAUAUUAUUAAAAUACUUAUUACUGAUUAUAUUGUACGAAAAAAAUUUACUGGUAAAUUUUCUUCGAUUGAAAUAAUAAUAAUAAUUCUAAUUGACAAAAUAUUUUUU
Messenger RNA from Rotaria sordida, 816 nucleotides. Lineage: Eukaryota; Metazoa; Rotifera; Eurotatoria; Philodinida; Philodinidae. The record is from the annotation of a GenBank genome assembly.